Molecule: messenger RNA, 2509 nt
Organism: Paramacrobiotus metropolitanus
Lineage: Eukaryota; Metazoa; Tardigrada; Eutardigrada; Parachela; Macrobiotidae
Exons: 2
Coding region: 1232-2290 (352 amino acids)
Source: RefSeq, a predicted model, not a curated record
UUCGCGGCUAUAUCCAUUUCUUGGCCAAAUUUAUAGAUUGCUAAAUGUGAUAGUCCGCUGACUUACUGCAGCUGUAGAUAACGUUUAUAGCUGCACUAAACCAUUUAGCCAAGUUGAUCAGUUCGCUCAAGACGUCGAAAAGGCUGAAGUCUGUCAGAAUACUGCUCGUUCAACAAUGUUGUGAAUAUAAGUCAUGUAACCGAUCGAAUAUAAUAUUUGGAACUUUAUCAGGGCCAAUACUCGGCCCAUGCUCAAACUCGGACUUGGACUCGGACUUGGACUACUAAAACUUGGACUUGGACUUCACUUGGACUCUAAAACUUGGACUUCAUUUGGACUCUAAAACUCGGACUUCACUUGGGCUCUAAAACUCGGACUUCACUUGGACUCUAAAACUCGGACCUUACUUGGACUCAAAAACUUGGACUUUAUGACUUGGACUUGGAAUUAGGCGUUUAUUAUGUUUCUCAUGUCUUCUUACGUUCCUCCAUGUUUUCUUAGGUUUCUUAGGUUUCUUAGGUGUCUUAGGUUUCUUUGGUGUUCUUAGUUUUUCAGCUCUUUUAGGUUUCUUAGGUUUCUUAGCUUUUUUAGCUUUCUUAGGUUUCUUAUGUUUCUCAGGUUUCUUAGGUUUCUUAGGUUUCUUAGGUUUCUUAGUUUUCUUAGGUUUCUUAGGUUUCUUAAGUUUCUUAGAUUUUUAAGGUUUCUUAGGUUUUUUAGGUGUUCUUAGGAUUUUAGGUCUCUUAGGUUUCUUAGGUUCGUUAGGCUUCUUAGGUUCCUUAGGUUUCUCAGAAUAACAAAGAAUACCUAGAUAACCUAGGAAAUGUUAGUAACCUCAGAAACCUAAGAAAACCAAAGAAGGCUCAGAAACCUAAAAAACCUGAGAAACCUAAGAAACCUAUGAAGACCAAAGAAAUCAGAAAAACCUAAGAAAGCUACGAAACCUAAGAAACCUAAGAAACCUGAGAAAACAUGAAGAAACGUAAGAAGACAUGAGAAACGCCUACAUCCAAGUCUAGGUCAUAAUGUCCGAGUUUUAGUGUCCAAGUGAAGUCCAAUUUUUUGAGUCCAAGUGAAGUCCAAGUUUUAGAGUCCAAGCGAAGUCCGAGUUUUAGAGUCCAAGUGAAGUCCAAGUUUUGGAGUCCAAGUGAAGUCCAAGUCCAAGUUUUAGUAGUCCAAGUCCAAGUCCGAGCUUGAGCGCGGGCCAUAAUACUCGGUGCCGUCGGUAAACAAAAUGCUGGUUAAAAACUCCAAUAUGAAAGCUUUGUGGUGCGGAUUGUUCAAUUUGUUUUUCAUCCAAAGCAAGUUUGCUGCGCCGACAUACACGGACUCAGGUUGCAUCUCACAAAACUGGACUUUAAACCACAGCGUGGUUGCUCCUGUCGUGACCCCGUAUCCUUUUCGAAGAGAUUUGCUUACGGUGAGAGAAUGCAUCCUUUACUACAAUCUGGAAGCUAAAGGAGCUAUCUGCACGCUGGUCCUCGGCUUCAGUUCAUGUGCAUUAAAUGACAAAUCACCCCACCGAUCCCAGAUAAUGAACACGUACGUGGAGAUCCCGUGCCUCCACGAACCUCGUUCGUUAGUAGCCAAAACCACUCAAAAGGUGAGCGAAAUCAGUCCGCAGCGCGCAGUUGCGCUGUAUUUGACUGAGGUACCUGAUAAAGAAGAUUUGCUUACCGUUGACGUCGUCGGACCCAUCCGCAACCAAACCGUACACAUUGGCAUGUCCGGCUGUUAUUCGCCGAAUACUACAGCCAGGGUAUACGAACUGGGUACUAUUCCUAACCUCCACAGUUUUUCCUUCUAUCUGUGCGACGAUCUAGCGAUCCGCAAAUUCGAUUUCAGUGGAAUGCCCCAAUUGCGACAGAUGGUGUUCACUUUAUCCACAAUAGCCACACUGGAGCCAGGCACCUUUGCAGAUUUGCCUAACUUGCGUAGCUUGAUUCUGGAGAGAAAAUGGAUCAAGGAGUUAUUUAGCGCGAAGAAUCCCAGCUCCACCAACGAUUAUUCUGCCAGUGUUAACGAUCUCGACUACCUUUAUAAUCUGCAUUGUGACUGCUCAUUUGCCUGGUUGCGCCGUUUUCUGAAGAAGAAACCGUAUUUGAUCGAUGCCAAAGAUCCCGGUGAAGUGUUCAAAAUUGGAAACUAUUUCUCUGAAGCGAUCACCAGAACUGGGAAUGGUACGGAUGUCUUCAGCGUGGAUUGUUCGAGAAACGUGACACUGGAAAAUAUUUCGACAGGCAGCGAGUUUUCGUACAAUGCAUCUUGCCCCGAUGAUAAUAAUUAUUGCUGAUUCAGAUUUUAAUUAGUGCUUCACUUUGGAAAUCAGUACUCUAGCGCAUUUUAAGUGCAAUAUGUGCAAGCUAAUAAUACGAGUACAUGCUAUGAGAGAUGACCCGGCACGUGACACUAGGUUCAUGCGAACGCUGUGUAAUUUUUACUUGCGCGCUCUCUUACACAGUUUUUUUUGCAUCAAGCAACGACAUUUUAUUUAAUAUCCAAAUGGGUUCCG